AUGGUCGUCCUCCUUAUCCUUCUCUUGCUUAAUUCCAUCUCCGAUUUGGCACACGCCAACGACGCCGAGCUCCGAGCUCUCUUGACCAUCAAGAAAGAUUGGGGCAACCCUGCUGCCCUCAGAUCAUGGAAGAACAGCAGUGCCUCUGCUUCGUCCACUCACUGCCAAUGGGCUGGGGUUGCAUGCAGCAACGGCCAAGUAACCGCCCUCUCCUUCCAAAACUUCAACAUAAGCCGUCCAAUCCCAGUGUCCAUUUGCAGCCUCAAGAACCUGACGUACAUGGACCUCUCCUACAACAAUCUCACCGGCGAGUUCCCGGCGGCUGCACUCUAUCGCUGCUCGGCUCUGCGGUUCCUUGACCUGUCCAACAAUCACUUCUCCGGUGCCCUCCCAGCUGACAUCGACAAAAAACUGUCGUCGUCGGCGAUGGAGCACCUCAACCUGUCAAGCAACGGUUUCAGCGGCAGUGUGCCGUUGGCGAUCGCCGGGUUCCCGAAGCUCAAGUCGUUGGUCCUCGACACUAAUAGCUUCAAUGGGAGCUACCCGGGUGCCGCCAUCGGCAACCUCACGCAGCUCGAGACGCUAACCCUGGCAAGUAACCCCUUCACGCCAGGCCCCAUCCCUGACGAGUUUGGCAAGUUGAAGAAGCUGAAGAUGCUGUGGAUGUCAGGGAUGAACCUGACUGGUGGCAUCCCUGGCAAACUGUCGUCGCUCACUGAGCUGACGCUGUUGGCCUUGUACGACAAUAAUCUUGAAGGUGAAAUCCCGCCGUGGGUUUGGAAGCUUCAGAAGCUUGAGAUCCUGUACCUUUACGAUAACAGCUUCACCGGUGCAAUUGGGCCAGAUAUCACCGCCGUGAGCCUGCAAGAGAUCGACCUGUCCACGAACUGGCUCACCGAGCACAUACCGGAGAGCAUCGGCAGUUUGAAGAACUUGUCGUUGCUCUACCUGUACUUCAACAACCUCACCGGGCCGAUCCCCUCGAGCGUCGGGCGGCUCCCGAACCUCGCGGACAUCCGGCUGUUCAGCAACAGGCUCUCCGGCCCCCUCCCGCCGGAGCUCGGGAAGCACUCGCCGCUGGGUAACCUUGAAGUGAGCAACAACUUCCUCUCCGGCGAGCUCCCGGACACACUCUGCUUCAACAAGAACCUCUACGACAUCGUGGUGUUCAACAAUAGUUUCUCCGGCGUGUUCCCGGCGAUCCUCGGGGACUGCGACACGGUUAACAACAUCAUGGCGUACAACAACCACUUCACCGGAGAGUUCCCGGGGACAGUAUGGUCGGCGUUCCCCAAUCUGACCACCGUCAUGAUACAGAACAAUAACUUCACUGGAGUCCUACCAGCAGAGGUGUCAUCUAAGAUCACGCUGAUUGAGAUUGGAAACAAUAGAUUCUCUGGCGCCAUACCAACAUCUGCCACUGGCUUGAAAAACUUCGUGGCGGAGAACAAUUGGUUCUCCCGUGGGCUCCCGGAGGACAUGACCAAGCUUGCCAACCUUACAGAGCUGUCUCUUGCCGGGAACCAGAUUGGCGGAUCCAUACCAGUGUCCAUCAGAGCCCUUGAGAUGCUUAAUUACCUCAAUCUCAGCGGCAACCAGAUAACGGGAGCGAUCCCGGCAGCCGCCAUUGGAUUGCUCCCGGUACUCACCAUCCUUGACCUCUCAAACAACAAGCUCGACGGCGAAAUACCAGAGGACUUCAACAAUCUCCACCUCAGUUACCUGAAUCUCUCGUCCAAUCAGCUCGUCGGAGAGGUGCCAGCCGCACUACAGAGUCCAGUGUUCGACGCCGCCUUCUUUGACAACCCUCGCUUGUGCGCCAGACAGGACUCCGGCAUGCUCCUCCGGAUAUGCCCCCAUGGAGGAGGUCAUAGUUCCGCCAGAAUGAUCAUCAUCCUAACCGCAACAAUUUCCAGCAUUUCUGCCAUCAGCUUCGUUGCUGUCAUGGGAUGGUUUGUCCUCCGGCGCAAGAAUAACUCGAGGGCUGUGACGUCGUGGAAGAUGAUACCGUUCGGUACCCUGAAUUUUGGCGCGCAAGACAUAAUCAGCAACAUCAGCGAGGAGAAUCUGAUCGGCAGAGGUGGGUCAGGAAAGGUGUACCGCAUCCAUCUCGGCAGCAGCCACAAGGCAAGAGGACACCACGGUGGCGACGGCGGGGCCGGUCACUCGACGACGACGACGGUGGCCGUGAAGAAGAUCGGGAACGACGACGGGAAGCCCGGCGCGAACGACGACAAGGAGUUUGAGGCGGAGGCGAGGUCACUGGGCGGUCUCCUCCACGGCAACAUCGUCAGGCUGCUCUGCUGCAUAUCCGGCGGCGACACGAACACGAAGCUGCUCGUGUACGAGUACAUGGAGAACGGGAGCCUGGACCGCUGGCUGCACCGCCGCCGCGGCGGCAAGCGCGCGGCGGCGUCGGGCUCGCUGGACUGGCCGACGAGGCUGAGCGUCGCCAUCGACGUCGCGAGAGGCCUCAGCUACAUGCACCACGGCUUCACGAGCCCCGUCAUCCAUCGCGACAUCAAGUGCAGCAACAUCUUGCUCGACCGUGGGUUCCGAGCCAAGAUCGCUGACUUUGGCCUUGCUCGAAUCCUUGCCAAGUCCGGCGAAUCGGAGCCGGUGUCGGCUGUCUGCGGAACGUUCGGUUAUAUUGCUCCAGAGUAUGUUAGCAGAGUGAAGGUGAGCGAGAAGGUGGACGUCUACAGCUUCGGGGUGGUGCUGCUGGAGCUGACGACAGGAAGGGGGCCACAGGACGGCGGCACGGAUUCCGGGAGCUGUCUAGCGAAGUGGGCGUCGAAGCGGUUCAAGAACGGCGACCCGUGCGCGGACUUGGUCGACGGUGAAAUUCAGGACCCGGCCAACCUGGACGACAGGGUGGCCGUGUUCGAGCUCGGGGUGAUUUGCACUGGCGAGGAUCCGUCCUCAAGGCCGCCCAUGAACGAGGUAUUCCAUCGGCUCCUCCAGUGUGGCCGGAAUCAGACGUCCAUUGACGACGACUCUGCUAAAGACGUGUGUGGCGUUCAUUCUUUGGAGUCCAUGGUUUAA
Miscanthus lutarioriparius is the source of this 3045-nucleotide messenger RNA. Lineage: Eukaryota; Viridiplantae; Streptophyta; Magnoliopsida; Poales; Poaceae. The record is from the annotation of a GenBank genome assembly.